GACAUCAACUUGUCAGUUGUCAGUCCAGCAGUGAACUUCAAAACUAUUUCAAGGCGUAUAUUUCUCAAGGUUUCUAAGUAUAAAACUGGUCUUUCAUCAACCUGGUGUGGGAUUGACGAUCAUCAUUUCGAGAGUUCUGUUCCCAAUGCCAUCCAUAUGUUCACGGUGAGCUGCUACGUGUUCCACCCCCUGCUGCAGAGGUUGGUGAGGCUCUGGAGAUAUGUGCAGGUUGUGUCAGAUGUCCUCACUUUCUUCCUGGCCAUGUUGUGCUGCCAGUGUGCUGCAGCAGUGCCUUUCUCCACCUCAUCCUCUAUGGAUUCUAAACCAUCUGUGCAGAUAUUUAAGGCUGAAGCAUUAACGCAGAAACAGGAGGAAAUAGAGAAUGACCAAUCAUGUGGCGAGCCGGUGAAGGCGCAUCACCUGGUGAUCGACUUUGCCCCCGGCAGGGAAGACACUCCGGAGAUACAGGAGCGCUGCCACCAAUACUGGCAGGAUGCUAAGAACCGUCAAGAGCAUAAUAACAUGUCCUCGAAGAGUAAAAACCUGAUUGAUUUAUCGAAAACCGGCUCACACCCCGACAGGAGCAUAGAGAGCCAAAGUAAUAUACCAUCUGUACAUACGCACAAGAAACAUAACAAAAAAGGUAACGUACAAACAGCAUUAGACUCAAGCACAGCAAUUAAAUAUCACACUUAAAUGACACAACUUUU
This is a messenger RNA of Spodoptera litura, 710 nucleotides long. The record is from RefSeq and is a predicted model, not a curated record. NCBI's taxonomy places the organism in Eukaryota, Metazoa, Arthropoda, Insecta, Lepidoptera, Noctuidae.